GGGUGACCGGACGCAGAGGAGCCCAAAAUCUUGAAAAAGUAAGCUCGGCCCUGUGCGAGGUGGAAGCUGAAAAAUUUACUUAUGCUGGUGUGUCUGUGUGCGUUUGUGUGUGUGUGUGUGUGUGUGUGUGUCUGCGCGGAGUGUGAAGAGAGUUUGUGUUUUUUCCGGGGGAAGUUUGUGCCUUUUACCUUACCAUCCGUGGAAUCAAAGAAUCUUUCUCCUCCUUCUUGGUGAAGAAAAGAUUGGAGGAGCUCAAGAAGUUGGAACCCAACAGUGGGUCGUGCUUGGAUUUUCUCUUCAGCUCACAUGAGGUUUGCUUUGCAGAGCAGAGUUUUCCUUAGCGAACCUCCAUGUUGAGAAUGUUUCCCUGGAGUAGUUGCAAAGAUUAGCCCCAGAUAGCUGGUUCACAUUAAUUUUGGACAUGAGUAUGCUACUGGGACCAUGCUUGAACCAAGGGAAGCUGAUAUUCCAAUCUUGUUUCUUGUCUUGGUCGUGUUUCCUUUGGUUGCUUACAUUUUACUUGGGAAGUGGAGUGAUUCUGCAAAGAAGAAAGAGAGGAUAAGUUUGCUUGCUCAGCUUGCUGCCGAGGAAGCUUUUAAAGCUGAAGCUAUGGCUGUGGCUGACGUUGUCCCUCUUGUGGCUUCCUCAAAAAAUGGAACGCAUCAAUGUGUACGAUGCUCUGGUCGAGCAACAACUCGCUGCUCCAGAUGCAAGUCUGUUAGAUAUUGUUCCGGUAAGUGUCAGAUAAUUCACUGGAGGCAAGUACAUAGGCAAGAAUGUCAACCACUGGCCAUCACCUGGAACAAUUCAUGUCCUCAGCCCGGCUUAAUGGAAGAAAAUCUGGAUGAUCUAACGUACAAUUCUGUGAGCUCCAGUUCCUCAGCUUCUGUUUCUUGUUCGUCUAUUGAUGCAUCUCAAGUCUCAGCAGCAGAGAGGAAGAGUAAAGAGAAGCGAGUUUCAUGUAAAUUAUGCAGGGGAAUAUCAAGAAAAGAUGACGGAUUCAAAUAUGAUUUCCUUGAUGAAGUUAGUGGGAACAUGACUGAGUGUUCAUCCUCUUUUAAUUUGUGCCCCCGAAAGGAGGCUUUUGUAAGGCAUAAGGCCAAUACCAAUGGAUCGUUAGGGUCUGAAGGAGAAACUACUGGAAGGAACAGCUUCAAUUGCAUGAAUGGGUAUAUCAAUGGAUAUGCUGGUUUGACUCAUAAAAUUGAGGAGAAUAGCAAGUGGGCAAGCCAACAAGAGAACUUAUCUAAUACAAGGGAGAAUCAUGGCAACUUCUUUUCUUCAUCAGAACAUGGGGUCAGUUCAAGUGAGAAAUCCCCAUUUACUGUUCCAGGUGGUAGCAAUGUCUUUGAAACUUCUAGUGCUCAAACCAUGGAAUCGGACUGUCAGUCUAAAGCGACUACAAGGGGCAGUGUUAAAGCAGAAAGGGCUUCGCUUUCUUUUGAGAGCGGUGUACCUAAACCACCGAAUUCAAUGAUAAAAGCGUCUACUGAGCGAUGCUUAGGGAGUGAGAGGAGGGAACAAGUUACAGUGCUAGGGGUAAUUGCUGCAGAAGGGACCAGUACUUUCGCUAAUACUGGAAUCACGAAGAUGAUGGGUGUAAGGAAGUCAACGAAACUUACCCGCUUGGAUGCUUCGGAACAUAAUGGCGAGAGGCAAAAAAAAUCUAAGAUGCUAUUUCCUUAUGAAGAAUUUACAAGGUUCUUUCAGUAUGAAGUUUUCGACUUAUCACCUAGGGGACUUAUCAAUUGCGGCAACAGUUGCUAUGCCAAUGCUGUGUUGCAGUGUUUGACAUAUACAAAGCCUCUCACUAUCUAUUUGCUCCACAAAGAACAUUCAAGAGCCUGUUUUGGAAAAGAUUGGUGUCUUUUGUGUGAACUUGAGCAACAUGUGACGAUGCUGAGAGAAUUCGGUGCACCACUGUCUCCUAGCAGAAUACUGGUGCACAUGCGGAGUCUUAAUCGCCAUAUUGGUGAAGGAAGUCAGGAAGAUGCUCAUGAAUUUUUGAGGCUUCUCGUCGCAUCAAUGCAGUCCAUUUGCUUGGAGGGAUUGGGUGGGGAGAAGAAGGUUGAUCCAAGGUUGCAAGAAACAACAUUCAUUCAAUAUACAUUUGGUGGGCGCCUCCGAUCGAAGGUCAAGUGUUUGAGAUGUCAUCACGAGUCAGAGCGAUAUGAAAACAUAAUGGAUCUCACGUUGGAGAUAUACGGUCCGGUUGAAUCAUUGGAAGAUGCAUUGACACAAUUUACAACUCCAGAAGAUCUGGAUGGAGAAAACAUGUACAGAUGUGGAAGAUGUGCUGCAUAUGUGCGAGCCAGAAAGCAGUUGAGUAUACACGAGGCACCCAAUAUCCUGACUAUUGUAUUGAAGAGGUUCCAGGAAGGAAGAUAUGGGAAAAUAACUAAGUGCAUUACUUUUCCUGAAAUGCUGGAUAUGAUCCCAUACAUGACAGGAAAAGGCGACAUGCCUCCACUUUACAUGCUUUAUGCUGUGGUUGUCCAUCUGGAUACACAGAAUGCAUCUUUUUCCGGACAUUAUAUAUCUUAUGUGAGAAAUUUGCAAGGCAGUUGGUUCAGGAUAGACGACACUGAGGUUCAACAUGUACCAAUGAGCCAUGUAAUGUCAGAAGGAGCAUAUAUCCUAUUUUACACGAGGUCCUAUCCACGCCCGCACAAAAGUUUAUCUGGGAAAGCUGUCCGAGAUCCAGGCUUUGCAUCCGAAAGAAAUUGCGUAUUAAGAAGUCAAAAGUCUUCCAGACAAGCAGCAGAGACCAAACAGGACAGCCAAUUUGAUGGCCAUGAAACUAAACUGGAUCCAAGACCACCAUAUAUUGCUGCAGGCACAGCAAAGUGUGCGUCUGUUGGCGUUACUCGGUUCAGCGAAAAUGGGCGACCCUUGAUUGAGAAUUAUAACGAGAUAUUUGGCACUGAAUUUUCUGAUGCUACAUCAAGCGAUUGGUCUCUCUUUACGAGUUCAGACGAGGCAGCUUCUUUUACUACGGAGAGUACGAGAGACUCUUUCAGCACUGGAGACUAUGCCGAUCUGUGCAAUGUAGAUCCAAUCUCCUCGAUCUUCAGCAACUUGUAUGGUUCAGAGUACUCCCCACCAAAUGCCGUCUCCUGUAGAUUACUCUUGAACGGUGGAGCGCAGACGAGGUUUGUCUCGGAGGAAAAGGGCUAUGUACUGGAUUCCUACUUAUCAACCCAAGAAACCAGUAGAGCACAGAAAGGAGAGAGGUCAAAACAGAGAGUAAAUCCACCGAGCGGAUCAUCCAGUGAUAGGAACUGUAAUGCACAUGUAAACAAUGGUCGUUACCCUAAGCGGGUUGCUGCACGGACUUCCAGUCAUUGUAUAUCUAGUUCUUAGGAAUUUUUCAGAUGGUCAGAUAGCUUAGCUAGAUAGAUGCAACGCCCCAUGUUUUUUUGAUUAAAUGCUUUGCUAAUGGGGUGUCAGAUAUCGUACUUAAGCACUCGGAGGACGCAAUGUUCUUGUUUCUUUGCAUUAUUGAUUGAAAUGGGAAUGUUUUUACCUGUC
Messenger RNA from Syzygium oleosum, 3531 nucleotides. RefSeq names its product ubiquitin carboxyl-terminal hydrolase 15. The record is from RefSeq and is a predicted model, not a curated record. The transcript has 14 exons. Gene Ontology annotation, biological process: protein deubiquitination. The coding region runs from base 442 to 3363 and encodes 973 amino acids. NCBI's taxonomy places the organism in Eukaryota, Viridiplantae, Streptophyta, Magnoliopsida, Myrtales, Myrtaceae. Gene Ontology annotation, cellular component: nucleus; cytosol. Gene Ontology annotation, molecular function: cysteine-type endopeptidase activity; cysteine-type deubiquitinase activity.